UUAUGUGUUUGCCAUGGCAACGUUGUUUGUUUGGACGUUCCUUCUGCUAUUAGCUACUGCUGUUAUCUUUAUAAAUGGUGAUUCAAGACCCAAUGUGCUUUUCCUGAUCAUUGAUGAUUUCCGACCCGCCUUAGGGAGUUAUGGAGAGCAAGUAAUUACUCCCAACAUGGACCAGCUUGCUGCUCAAUCAAUCAGAUUUACAGAUGCCCACGCACAGCAAGCUUUGUGUGCUCCAAGUAGGAUAUCUUUCUUGACGAGUAGGAGACCAGACUCAACUCGCCUGUGGGACUUCAUGUCCAGCUACUGGCGAGAUGCAGCCGGAAAUUUCACAACAUUACCUCAGCAUUUCAAAGAGAAUGGUUAUUACACAGUGUCGUUGGGAAAAGUUUUCCACAGGGGUCGAUGUUCCAAUUUCACUGAUGAUUAUCCAUUGAGCUGGUCCAUUCCUGCCUUCAGGCCAACCACAAAAAGGGAAACUAAAAAAAACAAGCUGUGCCCUGGACCUGAUGGCAACCUGUAUUCCUACACCAUGUGCCCAGUGAAUGUAACAAAAAUGCCAAAAGGGACUCUACCUGAUAUAGAAAUAACGGACUCUGCAAUAUCAGUCCUGAGAAGCCUCUCAAGAACCAAGAGGAAAGUUAAAGGAAAAGGACGUCAUAAAGUAACGCCUUCUACUGAUGGACAUCCAACCCCACAUACACCAUUCUUUAUUGCUGUUGGCUACCAUAAACCCCACCUUCCAUUCAGAUAUCCAGAGAAGUACAAGGACCUGUACCCCAUUGAGACCAUAGAAAUGGCCAAGAAUCCUUACUUCACAACCAAUCUGCCUCCCGUUGCCUGGGAACAUUGGAAAGAUGUCCGUAAAGGGGAGGACAUUCCACUUUCUGCACAGGGUGUGGACUAUUAUCAACCAAUGCCGGACAAAUAUCAUCUCUUGAUGCGGCAGGCAUAUUUUGCAACUACAUCUUAUAUCGACCAUGAAGUGGGAAGAGUUUUAUCUACUCUUGAGGAGGAAGGUCUGGUAGGAGACACAAUCAUUGUACUUCUUGGAGAUCAUGGUUGGCAACUGGGAGAACACCAAGAAUGGUCUAAAUACAGUAACUUUGUCUCAGCUACUCGAGUACCACUCAUUUUCCAUGUACCGGGUCUGACAGACAAAACACAGAGACAUCAUCAUCACAAGUUCCCCAUGAUGGAUCCCUUCUAUAGAACAAGAACCAACCGCCCUGAUUUAGAGACCCCAUCAGUCAACUACUCAGGUGAGUCUAGGUACACAUCAUCAACCGGACGUUAUCCAGGCUUUGUUAGUAACUCACUGGUUGAGCUUGUUGAUGUUUUCCCCACUGUAGCCGAGUUAGCCAGUUUACCCGUUCCUCCUCUGUGCCCUGUCGAUGCCUCUGGUGUUGCGCUAUGCACAGAGGGUGUAAGCCUCGUUCCGUUAAUUCAUCACAUCACUGACACGCCCAGCAAAGUGAAAGUCACCAACUGGAAGAAUGCAACUUUCAGUCAGUAUCCACGCCCGAGUUUGUUCCCGUCGCAUAAAACCAACACCCCAUCCCAGGAUAGAAUCGCUUAUAUGGGUUAUUCAAUGAGGACAAAGAAAUAUCGAUACACGGAGUGGUUGUCGUUUAAUAACUCAAACUUCAAUGUGAGUUGGGGCGAUCCUUUAGCGAGGGAACUCUACAUCUACAGCCAGGAUCCUCUUGAAGAUGUGAAUGUAGCCGACAUGUCUGAGAAUGUACAGAUUGUCAAAGAGCUUUCUUAUCAGCUUGGACUCAACUGGAGACAUGCACUACCAGUCUUCAAUGAAGACACUACAACAGUGUCUACUCCAACAGAGUGGUAUGUGAAAUGACAUACUAUGUGCGCUGGCAACAGCGCACACCAUAGCCCUUCCAACUCAUUACUCAUUUUUGUACUUUUUUGUGUCUGCUAUUUUAACAAGUUUUAACAGCUCAUAUUGUUUUUUAAUGAUUGAAGAGAAUUAUUGAAAUAUUAUAAAAAGUGAAUUUCUUUUGUUCAC
Messenger RNA from Asterias rubens (European starfish), 2023 nucleotides. Its product is annotated as iduronate 2-sulfatase-like. NCBI's taxonomy places the organism in Eukaryota, Metazoa, Echinodermata, Asteroidea, Forcipulatida, Asteriidae. The record is from RefSeq and is a predicted model, not a curated record. The transcript has 8 exons. Gene Ontology annotation, molecular function: iduronate-2-sulfatase activity. Bases 14 to 1855 code for a protein of 613 amino acids.